Messenger RNA from Effrenium voratum, 1739 nucleotides. The record is from the annotation of a GenBank genome assembly. NCBI's taxonomy places the organism in Eukaryota, Dinophyceae, Suessiales, Symbiodiniaceae.
ACCCCGCCCACCCUAAACACCUCGCCGGCCAAGCCGGCCUGCUGAUGGGCCAUGGAUCCGGGAGCUGUGGACAACUACUACGACCUUCUUGAAGGCUUCGGUGAAGAACAGGAGGAGAAUGGCGAAGUCCCCGAGGAGGGAGAGGAGGGAGCGGAGGGAGAGGAGGGAGAGCAGGGAGAGGAGGGAGAGGAGGCGCUGGAGGCCGCAGAGGGAGCUGAAGAUGCGCAGGAGGAGCUGGGCUGGUCAGUGGAUACCACUGCGGAUGGUGCGGGCGGCACCGGUGAGACCGACUUCGAGGAGUACGCGGCAGAUCUGGCGGUAUCAUCGGCUGCUUCCAUCGAGGCUGAGGUGGACGCCGCGGCGGAGGCGGCGCUGGCGGCCGAGGCGGCGCUGGCGGAGGAGGCCGCGCAGACGGCGGCGGCCUUCGGAGUGGAAGAUGAGGUGCCGGACUUCGGGGAGGAGUUCCCUCAGGAGAACGGCGUGCCGGUGAAUAUGGAGCUGGAGGCCUAUGAAGAGGAGGAAGAGGCAGAGGAGCAAGAGGAGGGUGACGUCAUUGAGAACCCUCCAGAGGAGGAGGCCACUCAGGCGCCCGAGGAAGACGCGAGGCUGGCUGAUGAGUCCGCAGGCUCGCGAAAGCGGCCCAGAGACCCCGCCACCCAGGAGUUGCUGAGGGACGUGACUCCUGCAGCUCUGCUGGGGAAGCUUCGGAGGCUGGACCCAAGUGUCGCCACGGAGGGGAACUACAUGGUGGACGGCGAGUUGGAGGCAGAGGCGCUGGCGGAGGACUUCCAGCUCACCAAGGACUACUCCGCGCAGGCGCUGGAAGAGGCGCUGGGGCCCAUGCGCUCCGCGGUGCAGCGGGUGCAGAGCCGGGUGAAGUUCCCGGAGCAGUCGGACGGCAUCACCGAGAUCUAUCCAGGCUCCAUCGUGCUGGGGGACGCGGACGCCUGCCGCGACAUCCCGGCCCUGCGCCGGAACCACGUGAAGAAGGUCAUAAACUGCGCGCCGCAGACGGUACGGGACACAGGUAGUUCCUUCUACGGCCCCGGCGUCGAGUAUUUGGAGCUUUGGCAGGAUGACUUUGCGGACUAUUGCAUCAUGAACGACUUCGACGUGGUGUGGUCCUUCGCUUUCGGCGAGACAGGGGGCUGCGUGCUGCUGCACGGGGAGCAGAGCGACAACCGCAGCUGUGCGCUCGCGCUGGCACUGCGUAUGCGGCUCAUGCGGGAGACCCAGCAGAUCAAAGACCCCGAGGUCCUGCUGAAGAGCGCCUGGUGCUAUGUGGCCGCAAGAAGGCAACGAGUGCUGAGCAACACCAGCUUCCAGAAGCAGCUGUUGCUCUUCGCCCGCAUGGGCUGCCGCUGGUUCCCCACGCUGGAGAACACCUGGCGCUCGGUGCAGGAGCGGCACAUGGCGCAGUUCCGGGCCUUGGCUGAGGACACCGCCAAGCACAUCGUGUGUGCCAAUCAGGAGUUCCCGCAGGGCAGCUGGUGGCGCGCUAUCGUGUACAUCCGCGAUGGCGUGAUGCGAGGGGAGCAGCGCCUGUCCUGCGCCUAUGACCUGAGCAGCGACUUGAAGCGCCAGAAGGCCCACGCGCGCGUGAAGAGCUACGCCACCUCGGCCAUGCCCAAGCUGGUUUCGGCGGCCACGGCUGCGGCCAAGCAGAUUCAGAUCAACAUCCGCAAGCUGUGAGAUCGCGGCCGGCAACGAACUCCGACGCGAAUGAGUUGCCAGAAGGG